AUGGGCCUGGCCGCCUUUGCUGCCGAGAAUGAGACGGCGUUCACGCUCCUGGCCGCCGCGGCACUCAGCACAGUCGGCUAUGUUGCGACCAGCCGGCUGAUACCCGUACUCGCUCAAGGGUUCGUCGAAAAGGGACUGUCAGGUAUCGACAUGCUCAAGGGCUAUCCGAGGGAUCAACAUGGCAGACUGCAAGGCCCCAGAGUGCCAGAAUCGACGGGGGUCAUCGGCGCUGCAGUCUAUAUCCUCUUGCUCUCGCUCUUCGCGCCUCUGCCUUAUUACGCCUACCUGCUCGCGCCUAGCGACGUAUCACCUAGAACGCAGCUCGUAGAGACAGACCUCACCUUUCCGCACCACAGUCUGGCCACAUACCUUGCAUCUCUGCUUAGCCUACUCACCGCCACAUUCCUCGGCUUCCUCGACGAUCUCUUCGACAUCCGAUGGCGUUACAAGCUACCGAUACCCAUCAUCGCGUCUGUGCCUCUCUUGAUAGUCUACAUAGCACAGCAAGGUGGUACAGAUGUCGUACUACCGAAAGCGCUCGGCUUGCGAUCAUUGCUCGGACUCGACGCAACCGGCAUACUCAAGCUAGGCCCGCUCUACUAUCUCUAUAUGUCCAUGCUGUCCACGUUCUGCACAAACAGCAUCAACAUCCUCGCCGGUGUCAAUGGCGUCGAAGCCGGGCAGGCCCUCGUCAUCGCCCUCAGCAUCGCCAUCAAUGAUCUCCUCUAUCUUGACGUUGACAUUGGCGCGCUGGCCGCACUCUGGCGUGGGACGGAUCCCAAGACGACCCAGCUCUCGCUGUCUGCUGGCUUCGGACAUGGCAGUAAGAUCCUGGCAGACCGUCACUUGUUCAGUCUCUACUUUAUGCUCCCUCUCAUCGCUAUAUGCUUGGCAUUGUUGCGGCACAAUUGGUAUCCGGCCCGAUCCUUUGUCGGCGACACAUUCUGCUACUUCGCGGGCAUGGCAUUUGCUGUCGUCGGUAUCUUGGGACAUUUCUCAAAGACGCUGUUGCUCUUCUUCCUUCCGCAAGUCUUCAACUUCGUUCUCUCGUGUCCCCAGCUAUUUGGCCUCGUGCCCUGCCCGCGGCAUCGCCUGCCCCUGCGCAACGCUAAGACAGGCAAGCUGGAGCCUUCCCUCGUACGUUUCGUCGAGCCGCCCAGUUUGAGAGCGCGCGUGACGCUAUCGAUCCUCUCUGCGCUCGGUUUAGUAAGACUGACGCGAAGCAAAGACGGCACAAUUCUGACGAGCACAAACCUGACCAUCAUCAGCUUCGUGCUCGUCGUCGCUGGUCCCAUGAGAGAAGAGCGGUUGACACAGACGAUCAUGCUUCUUCAGACUGCAUGCAGUGUGCUUGCCUUUGCGAUACGCUACGGUGCCUCAUCGGUGUUUUACGACUCGAGUAGGCGGUAG
Messenger RNA from Mixia osmundae IAM 14324, 1410 nucleotides. RefSeq lists its product as uncharacterized. Gene Ontology annotation, biological process: dolichol-linked oligosaccharide biosynthetic process; protein N-linked glycosylation. The transcript has 5 exons. Lineage: Eukaryota; Fungi; Basidiomycota; Mixiomycetes; Mixiales; Mixiaceae. Gene Ontology annotation, cellular component: membrane. The coding region runs from base 1 to 1410 and encodes 469 amino acids. The record is from RefSeq and is a predicted model, not a curated record. Gene Ontology annotation, molecular function: UDP-N-acetylglucosamine-dolichyl-phosphate N-acetylglucosaminephosphotransferase activity.